Fukomys damarensis (Damara mole-rat) is the source of this 5454-nucleotide messenger RNA. It is a transcript of the gene Cep120, whose product is annotated as centrosomal protein 120. Bases 941 to 3886 code for a protein of 981 amino acids. The record is from RefSeq and is a predicted model, not a curated record. Gene Ontology annotation, cellular component: centriole; centrosome. Gene Ontology annotation, biological process: centrosome cycle; positive regulation of centriole elongation; interkinetic nuclear migration. The transcript has 19 exons. NCBI's taxonomy places the organism in Eukaryota, Metazoa, Chordata, Mammalia, Rodentia, Bathyergidae.
AUCCCUGCUACCAAAAACAAAGCGCAACACAAAGUGAGGGGAAGUAUUUUGAGGGGGGAUUGAGGGCAACGUGUCUCAUUAUAUAUAGUACAUUCUUUACAGCUUGAACAUUCACUGUAGUCUUGGAUCACAUGGCACAGUCCUAAAUAGAAUGCUUUCCUCAAGCUCAAUUAAGUGGCAGUGUACAGGGAGGAGAACUUGGAUUCAGCAUGAAUGAUAGCAGGGGUUUAUUUACUUAACACUAAUCAUCAAGAGUGGUCACCCAUACCUGCAACCCCAGUGGGUAGGGAAGCUAAGGCAGGAGGACCACGAGCUAGAGGCCAGCUUGUGCAAUUUAGCAAGACCCUGUCUCAAAAUAAGGGCAACUUGGAGACCAAGACCCUGUCUCAAAAUAAAAAAAGGUCUAAGGAGACCUUUGAAGCUCCUCAUAGACUUUCGGUUCAGUCCCCAGCACCACACAUGGAAAAAGGCAAACAGAAGCUAAAAUUCCCUUGUGAUGUAAACUAAUUGGGAUAUGUGGUGUAAAUGCAUUUUUAGCUCCUUUUAAUUUCAGAUGUUACUUACAUCAUUACCACUUGAAAUUAUGAGCCAAGAACAGGAGCAUGGCCAUCACCUAAGAUCGUUUAGGAAUGCAGGGCCUUGGGCUUACGACAGACCGUCUGUACCAGAAUCCACAUUUUAACCAGGUUCUCCAGAGGAUUCGUGUGCACAUUCAGAUUUAAGAGGCACAGACUUAUAAAUUGUAACUUUUAAUUUGAUCCCUGCUUUUUAUGAGUGACAAAACUGAAUGUGUACGCAUUAUAUGCUCAGUCAGCUGCUCUUAACAUGUAUUGGUUUUUAAGACACACGCUAAAUGAUCCUGUUUGAUUUUUGUACAUUUCCAGUUAAUCUAUAGAGUCUUGUUUCUCCAGGUCGCCAUUUCCCUAAACGUCCAAAGCACAUGCUUAUAGUAGAAGCAAAGUUUGAUGGAGAGCAGUUGGCUACUGACCCUGUGGACCAUACUAACCAGCCAGAAUUUGCAACUGAGCUAGCCUGGGAAAUCGACAGGAAAGCACUGCAUCAGCACAGACUACAGCGUACUCCUAUCAAACUCCAGUGUUUUGCCUUGGAUCCUAUAUCUUCAGCCAAGGAAACUGUAGGUUAUAUUGUUCUGGACUUGAGAACUGCCCAAGAAACCAAACAGGCACCAAAGUGGUACCAGUUGCUGAGUAAUAAAUACACCAAGUUCAAGUCUGAGAUACAGAUAAGCAUCACUUUGGAAACAGAUACUAAAGCACCAGUGGAUAGUUUUAAAGCGAAGGGAGCCCCACCUCGAGAUGGAAAAGUACCCGCCAGCCUUCCUGGACUUGACCCAAAGGACCUUGUCGCAGUGCUGAAUGAGGAAGGAGGCUACCAUCAGAUUGGACCCGCAGAGUGUUGUACUGACGCCUUCGUUAUGUCAGUGACCAUAGCGUUUGCCACUCAGUUGGAGCAGUUAAUUCCGUGUACCAUGAAACUUCCAGAAAGACAGCCUGAGUUUUUCUUUUACUAUUCUCUACUGGGAAAUGAUGUUACAAAUGAACCCUUCAGUGAUUUAAUCAACCCAAACUUUGAGCCAGAGAGAGCAUCUGUUCGCAUACGCAGCAGUGUAGAAAUUCUUCGUGUGUACCUGGCUCUUCAGCCUAAACUGCAGAUCCAUUUGUGCUGUGGAGACCAGUCACUUGGAAGUACAGAAAUACCUUUAAAUGGACUACUCAAAAGGGGCAGUACAGAAAUCAACCAGCACCCAGUCACAGUGGAGGGUGCUUUUAUCCUUGACCCUCCAAACCGAGCCAAACAAAAGCUUGCGCCUGUUCCCCUAGAGCUGGCCCCAACUGUGGGAGUGUCUGUGGCUCUGCAGAGAGAAGGCGUCGACUGCCAGUCUUUAAUUGAAUUAAAGACCCAGAAUGGACAUGAGCCAGAGCUUUCAAAGAAGAGAGUUUUAACUCCCAUAAAAGAGAAGACACUUACUGGUCCCAAAUCACCAAGCUUAUCCCCAGCUGCACCUCCCAGCCAUACACCGCCAGCCAAAGACGAUGCCACAGAAAGUGAGGUAGAAAGCUUGCAGUAUGAUAAGGAUUUAAAAGCACAAGUAAAGGGCAUUAGUUCUUCUGUACCUGUUUCACUUGCCCAGCCAGUUGCGACGUCCAAUGCUUCAGAAACAGCCUCAGCACAGAAGAUCGCUGUUCCCGCAACAUCGCAUCACUUUUGCUUUUCAAUAGAUUUAAGGAGUCUCCAUGGCUUGGAACUUAGUUUUCCUAUCAACUGUAUAUUAAGGUAUUCGUAUCCAUUUUUUGGAAGUGCAGCUCCUAUUAUGACCAAUCCUCCGGUGGAAAUUCGGAAAAACAUGGAAGUUUUUCUCCCCCAGUCUUAUUGUGCAUUUGAUUUUGCAACUCUGCCUCAUCAGCUGCAAGAUACCUUCCUAAGGAUACCUUUGCUGGUUGAAUUAUGGCAUAAGGACAAAAUGAGUAAAGAUUUACUUCUCGGGAUCUCAAGAAUCCAGCUCUCUAACAUCUUGUCUUCAGAAAAAACUCGCUUUUUAGGCUCUAACGGUGAACAGUGUUGGCGUCAGACUUACAGUGAGAGUGUGCCUGUUAUAGCAGCACAAGGGUCAAAUAACAGGAUAGUAGAUCUUUCCUACACAGUGACUCUAGAAGAUUAUGGACUAGUAAAAAUGCGUGAGAUUUUUGUCUCUGAUUCAUCUCAGGUAAAGGGUUUACCUGCUGGGCAGCAGAAGCUGUCUUCUCUUCCUCCAGCACCUUGUCCCUCAGAGAUCCAAACAGAGCCUCGUGAAACGCUAGAGUACAAAGCAGCACUUGAGCUGGAAAUGUGGAAGGAAGUGCAAGAAGACAUUUUUGAAAAUCAGCUAAAGCAGAAAGAACUGGCUCACAUGCAAGCUCUGGCAGAGGAAUGGAGAAAGAGGGACAGGGAGAGAGAGUCACUAGUGAAGAAGAAGGUGGCUGAGUACAGUAUUCUGGAAGGAAAACUCCAACGAACCCUAAUCGACUUAGAGAAGCGAGAGCAGCAGCUCGCCGGUGCAGAAUCAGAGCUUCAAAGAGAGAAAAAGGAAUUGCAAUCAGAACGUGAACAGAACCUGAAGGAGCUUCAGGACUCUGUCCGUCGGGUCAGAGAAGACUGCAUUCACCAAGUGGAGCUGGAGAGGUUAAAGAUCAAGCAGCUGCAAGAAGACAAACACCGACUUCAGCAGCAGGUUGUCAUCUUAUUAUUCUUACAGCCUAUUUCAUUCUACAAGGGUCAUGAAAAGCUUAUUGAUACUGAAAAUAAGUAUAAGACUUUGGAAAAAGAGUUCCAACAGUUCAAGGAUCAGCAGAGCAACAAACCAGAAAUCCAUCUACAAUCUGAAAUAAAUCUUCUCACCUUGGAAAAGGUUGAACUUGAAAGGAAGUUGGAAUCUGCAACUAAGUCUAAACUGCAUUACAAGCAGCAGUGGGGACGAGCUCUGAAGGAACUUGCCAGACUUAAACAGAGAGAACAAGAAAGUCAAAUGGCUCGUCUUAAAAAGCAGCAAGAGGAAUUGGAACAGAUGAGACUGCGUUACUUAGCUGCCGAGGAGAAAGAUACAGUAAAAACUGAGCAACAAGAAUUGUUGGACAUAAGAAAUGAAUUGAACAGGUUAAGGCAACAGGAACAGAAACAGUGCCAGGAUUCCGGAGAAAUUGCCAGUGGGAAAAUGGAAGGCCUGCGUGGCUCUGCAGUGGAAGAAGGCUUGGACGGUUAUUUGACUCGCCUCAUUGAGGAAAGGGAUACUUUGAUGAGAACGGGAGUAUAUAAUCAUGAAGACCACAUAAUAAGUGAACUUGACCGACAGAUCAGAGAAGUUUUGGCUAAAAACAAUGCCAGUAAUUAAUAAUACUUGGAAAAUCUUUGCAGAGACUUCAAGUUUAAAUUUUAAUUUUGUUGUAAAACUCAAAAAUGAAGAAAAAUGGGUAUUUUUAAAUGCUAUUUUCAAUUUUUUAUAAGCAGAAUUUUGUAUGUCACUGUAUAGUAUUUAUUUGAUUUUAUUUACUUUAUGCUACUCUCUAGAGCUGGUUUUAUUCAUAAUUACAUUUUAUAUACUCAUUUUAAAAUUUCAGUGUUUCAGUUUGUAAUCUGAUGGCUGACUUUCAAAACAGCUCUUCACUAAGUUUGGUGUAGGAGAAACAGCAGCAGUAAUUUCCAUUUAUAUAAUUUUUCAUGUUGAGCCAAAAGAGUAUAUGUUGCACUUUAAUAAUAUUGUGUCUUCUUCCUUUUGAGUGUAAAUAUCGUAAAAGUUGAAACCAGUUAUACAUGUAGCAGGUUUAUAUAACUCAUGUUAGGUGACUUUUUCCCUUAAUUUUUAAAAAUUUGCAAGUGACAAGUUUGGCAACAAAGCAGUAUCAAUGCAGAGAAGCCAUAUGACAUAUUGGGUGACAAAUUAAUCAUUUGUUUAAAGCUAGUACACAUUAAACUUGUUUAAAGAACUGUUGAAUUUUCAAUUCUUCAAUAUAUUCUUGAUUGCUAAAAGCAUAAGUUAUUUACUUAAUACUGUUCUUUUCCAUCAGCCUUCUGCUUAAGACGGCCUUUUGUUAAAAUUAGCGAUUUCAUUUUAUUUUCCAGUGAUAGAAAAACUAGCUGUUAAGCCCUAUAAUACUACGUGAAAACCAACACAAAGGAUUUAGCUGGGAAAACAAUAAUGAAACAACUAUUUUUUACUCCAACUUUAACCGGCCUUUUCCAGAAGUCCAUAAGAUUAAGUCCUUGGGCUUGUGCAGUGCUGUGUGUGUAAAUUUGAAGCAGUCCUUUACGUCUUAUUUCUCAAAGCCAACAUUUAUCCCCAGUACACUUUCCACACUCACCCUCUUUCUUCACAUAAUACUAAAAAUGUUUAUUAGCAGAUCCACAAGCUUGGGACUAAAAACAGAUACAGUUUUAAAAUUUGAUGCCCAAAUGUAAGUAUGUACUUUAGAAGUAUAUAUUAAUUAUCAAUAACUUCAAUAAAAGCAGAAUAGGUUACUUAGUAACAUUAAAUUAAUGUUCUGUUAUUUUUUUCAGUAAAGUAUAUCUCAUUUGGGAAAUUAAAGUCUCUAUUUACACUAUAUAUUUUCCCUUUAUUAAUAAAGUAUUAAUCCUCUAAAAAAACUCAGCAGUAAAUAACAGAAAGUAGUUACUGAAGGAGUAAUCAUAGCAGGAAUUUGAAAUAUUUAUUAAUUAUGGGUAUUUUCUCUCAUCAGUUUUUAUGCCACACCAGUGGAAGGAACAAAAAGUAUUCUUUCUGAUUUGGAAGGUCUCUACUAUGGCAACCUUCGUUUGCGUUGUGUGAUACCUGUAGCAUUUCAAACACUAGAGGGGGCCUUAGAUUUAAAGAAAUAAGAAGUUUUCAAAAAAGUAUGUGUGGUUUAUUCUGCCUUCUGUAAAUCAGUCUUUUGGUUAUUGCAAUUUAACAAAUAAAAUAAUUGU